Messenger RNA from Neltuma alba, 1879 nucleotides. Its product is annotated as probable magnesium transporter NIPA6. Gene Ontology annotation, cellular component: membrane. The transcript is spliced from 9 exons. Bases 247 to 1299 code for a protein of 350 amino acids. NCBI's taxonomy places the organism in Eukaryota, Viridiplantae, Streptophyta, Magnoliopsida, Fabales, Fabaceae. The record is from RefSeq and is a predicted model, not a curated record. Gene Ontology annotation, molecular function: magnesium ion transmembrane transporter activity. Gene Ontology annotation, biological process: magnesium ion transport.
GAAGCAAGUGGAGCCCAUACGGGUUUGAUCACACAGGCAUUUGGUGUAUCACAGCUUCAGCAUAUUCACCGUAUCUUUUUUACAACUUUUCACUGCUAAGGAAAGAAGACUGACCGGAAUCGCUAAUCGAGCGAAGAUGAUCUGAAAAGCUCAAGUUCUUUUUGGAGCUAAUCGUCAAUCGAUGAGGAGGAAGAGAAGAAGAAGAAGAAAAUACCAAAUCCAGAAACAAAUUGACGGCUUCACGACAUGGGGAUGUCAAAGGAGAAUCUGAAAGGUGUCAUUUUAGCGCUGGCGUCAAGUGGGUUCAUUGGGGCAAGCUUUAUCAUUAAGAAGAAAGGUCUCAGAAGAGCAGCUGCAGCUACUGGUGUCAGAGCAGGUGUUGGAGGGUAUUAUUAUCUGUUGGAGCCUCUCUGGUGGUUAGGAAUGGUCACAAUGAUUGUUGGAGAGGUUGCAAACUUUGUUGCGUACGCAUUUGCCCCAGCAGUUCUAGUUACACCGCUUGGUGCACUGAGUAUCAUUGUGAGUGCGGUUUUGGCUCACUUCAUUUUGAAAGAGAGGCUGCACCCACUUGGAAUGUUGGGCUGUGUAAUGUGCAUCGCUGGUUCUGUCGUCAUUGUCCUUCACGCACCUGAGGAGCGUACUAUCACAUCUGUUCAGGAAAUAUGGAAUUUGGCUACCCAACCAGCAUUUCUGGUAUAUGUGUGCUCUGUAGCAGUAUUGGUCUUCAUUUUGGUUUUCCAUUUUGCACCACGGUGUGGCCAUACCAAUGUGCUAAUUUUUACUGGCAUUUGUUCGUUGAUGGGUUCUCUCUCUGUGAUGAGCGUUAAAGCCCUUGGAACUUCAUUGAAGUUGACAUUUGAAGGGGUGAAUCAAUUAAUCUACCCUGAAACAUGGUUCUUUAUGCUAGUUGUGGUUACAUGCGUCAUUACUCAAAUGAAUUACCUCAAUAAGGCUCUUGACACCUUCAACACUGCAAUUGUGUCUCCUAUAUAUUAUGUAAUGUUCACUACGCUUACAAUCUUAGCCAGUGUAAUAAUGUUUAAGGAUUGGGAGGGCCAAAGUGUUGCAGAUAUUGCAUCAGACAUAUGUGGAUUUAUUGUUGUUCUUGCUGGCACCAUUUUAUUGCAGGUGUCCAAGGACUAUGAGAGAAGCCCUUCUUUUGGAGGUAGCAAUUCUGCACUUUUAUCACCUUCAUUAUCUGCCCAACUUUUUUCUGGCAAUGGGGAAUUAUUUAAGCUAGCUGAUGAAAAUGUGGCCCCUUCUGAGGUUAUGAGCUUAAGAAGGCAAGAAUCAGAUUAGAUGAGGAUUUUGUCAUCUGGUGUAAUAGAGUUUUUUUCGUUCAUUCAGUCAUGGUGGAAGAAGGCAAAGUCUGAACUCUAGAGAAUCCGACGGAAAGGCCUAUUAGAUGGUAAUGAUAUCCCCUGGCAAUUCAGGUAUUACUGAAAUCAAAGUUUGAUGGAUAAAUUCCUGAACACAUUCUGUUUAUAAUCAAUGAGCAUCUCAGGAAUUAAGGGUCAUGGAUUUCCUAGUUUGGAAGAUGGUUCAAGAACUGAUAUGUUGCAGUCAGUUGCUUAUUUGUACAGUGUGUCCAUAGUUGCUGGGUUCUGAUGAGAAGGUCUGCCUCCCUUGAGAAAAAGGAAAAUAUUUAUUGGAUUUGUUUAAAGACUAGCUGGAUUAUGAGAGGACUUGUUUUGAAGAAGUAAAAAAGUGGUUAGGGCUAGAGUUGCCACGGAUUUGUUUGUAAAGUGUUGAGGUGUGCAGGGUCAGGGAAUUAAACAGUUUCUGUUCAUUUUAAUUGUUUUCUCCCCUUGUGAAAAAGAAACAUUCUUUCUCGUACAGAAAUUUUUAUUGGUGAAAAUGAUCCCAUUCCUACAGUCUC